AUGAGUAUGGACACGCAAGCAUUAAUCGAUGCUCAAACUGAGCUCUACGGCCGCAUCGCCUGUACAGAAGAGAAUCUGAAGAAAGUAGGUUCAACACGGCUUACACAAGGCACAGUGGAAGCUCGUCUGCAAUCUCUGGAUUCGAAUUGGAACAAGUUCCUGAGCAAUCACGACGCGCUCCGGACAGCGCACAAGGCCCAUCCCGUUGCAGCCAGCAACGAUUAUUUUAAGGAGAAUCUUCCCGAACGGGUCGAAGAAAUGGUCAACGAACAACGAGGCUCCCUCCUUGACAUGAUACACACACUGCGUGACAAGCACGGCGAGCCAGGAAAAACGCUUCCCGCAGCACAAGAAAGCAGCUCCAAACGAAAGCUUCCAAAUAUCGAGCUGCCUUUCUUUUCGGGACGAAUAGAAGACUGGCCGGCUUUUCGAGAUCUUUUCGUCUCGAUCCUCUCACGCCACCCUAUGCUCGCUGACGUCGAGAGACUCCACUACCUGAAGACUAGAGUGCAAGGUGAAGCCGAAGAGAGAAGCAAAAAUCUGCCGACCACCAGUGACAAUUUUAAACGAGCAUGGGCCAUCCUGGAGGAGCGCUACGAAAACAAGCGCGUACUCGUGCGCUCGUAUCUCUCAACCUUCUCCAAGAUGUCUCGGAUGAAGACAGAAUCAGUAACCGAUCUCAAGAAAUUGGUCAACGGCAUGUUGCACCGCGGGCACUCUGGAAAACAUCGGGCGAAACUCAUAGAUUCACGAUCCCGACGAGAAUGGGAAGAAACCACAGAUGACUUGAGAGAUCCCCCUUCCUUCGAUGUACUCAAGAAGUUUUUGGAGCGUAGGCUGCUCGCGUUGGAAGCUCUUCAAACGUCUUCGGGAAAUGCGUGCGCAACGACUUCCGCCAAGUCUACGAGUUUGUCCUCGCAAUCGGCUCGUGCGAAUUUAGCACAGAAAACGAAGCAGAGCCAAUGCACGCUUUGUCAAAAAGAGCAUUACAUCUUUCAUUGUAGUGACUUCCAAAAGAAAGAGCCUGCUCAAAAGAAGGAGUUUGCGGAGAGCAACAAGCUGUGCUUCAACUGCUUCGGCAACCACGCUGUGACAGAGUGUCCAUUGCGGAAAUCCUGCGCCGCCUGCAACGCACGACAUCAUAGUUACAUUCACGAUGUGUGCAUCUCCAAGGCCAGUUCCGAAUCGACGGCUUCCUCCAGUGCUUCUCCAACGUCGCUUCAUGUGCAUCAAUUCGAGGAAAAGAGAGCCGCAGUUUUGUUGGCCACCGCACGAGUAGACAUAACAGAUAAGUAUGGUGCUCGUCAUACAGUUCGUGCGUUAAUCGAUCCCGGGUCCGAGAUUUCAAUUGCAAGCGAGGCGCUCGCUCAGCUUCUUCGCCUUCCACGCUUACCCGCCUCAGUGUCAAUCUUCGGCGUUGGCGGGCAACAGACCGGGACGACGAAAGGUUGA
Molecule: messenger RNA, 1452 nt
Organism: Solenopsis invicta (red fire ant)
Lineage: Eukaryota; Metazoa; Arthropoda; Insecta; Hymenoptera; Formicidae
Exons: 2
Coding region: 1-1452 (483 amino acids)
Biological process (GO): proteolysis
Molecular function (GO): aspartic-type endopeptidase activity
Source: RefSeq, a predicted model, not a curated record